Molecule: messenger RNA, 1215 nt
Organism: Malania oleifera
Lineage: Eukaryota; Viridiplantae; Streptophyta; Magnoliopsida; Santalales; Ximeniaceae
Product: short-chain dehydrogenase TIC 32, chloroplastic-like
Exons: 8
Coding region: 158-1099 (313 amino acids)
Source: RefSeq, a predicted model, not a curated record
GGAAAUAUCAUAUUCGCGUGACAGGCGCCUUCAAAUAGACAGCCAGGUAGUCUCGUCAGCGUCAGACCAUUUGCCUUGCUUUCUCUUGCUCGGGGGGCGCUUUGACUUCUGCAAAAUUUACAGGGAGGGGGGAGAAGAAAGUUGAGGGACAGGGACGAUGUGGUUUUUUGGCAGUAAAGGGCCAUCUGGGUUCUCAUGUUAUUCCACAGCCGAGGAAGUUACCGAUGGGAUCGACGGAACUGGCCUCACUGCCAUCGUUACAGGAGCAUCAAGUGGUAUUGGCACUGAAACUGCGCGCGUUCUUGCACUGCGUGGUGUCCAUGUUAUCAUGGGGGUCAGAAAUGUGGCUACUGGUACAGUGGUCAAAGACACUAUUGUUAAGGAAAUUCCUGCUGCCAAAGUUGAUGUGUUGGAAUUGGAUCUCAGCUCAAUGGCAUCUGUAAAGAAAUUUGCAUCCGACAUUAAUUCCUCAGGCCGCGCUCUGAACAUCUUAGUUAACAAUGCAGGAGUAAUGGGGAUCCCUUUCACACUUUCUAAGGACAAUAUUGAACUGCAGUUUGCAACAAAUCACAUAGGCCAUUUUCUUUUGACAAAUCUAUUGUUGGACGCCAUGAAAAGAACAGCUCAUGAAAGUGGCAAAGAAGGAAGGAUUGUCAAUGUUUCCUCAGACUUUCACCGGAUUUCUUAUCAUGAAGGAAUUCGUUUCGAUAAAAUCAAUGAUCAAUCAGGGUACAACAGUUACUUGGCAUAUGGACAAUCAAAGCUUGCUAACCUUUUGCAUGCUAAUGAGCUUGCAAGGCAAUUAAAGGAAGAUGGAGCAGAAAUAACUGCAAAUUCACUUCAUCCGGGAGUAGUUGCUACCAAUAUUAUACGCAGCAAAAGCAUUUUCGCUGGUAUUGUUAACAAGUUUGGUAAAUAUGUGUUCAGAAACGUUCAACAGGGGGCGGCAACAACAUGUUAUUUGGCGUUGAAUCCACAGGUGAAGGGGAUUAGUGGUGAAUACUUCGUGGAUUGUAACUUGGCGAAAGCAAGUUGGCGGGGAACAGAUGUUGAGUUGGGAAAGAAACUUUGGGAUUUCAGCAUGAAUUUGGUUAAGUAAUGCACCUAAAAAUUAUAUAAGUAAGAGCAUGAUUGCAUGCUUAAGGACUGAAGUCUUCCUUGAACUCUUUUUUUUUUAAAAGAAAUAGAAAAUAUCAUAUUGUGUUUUGGAUUUUU